Messenger RNA from Fundulus heteroclitus (mummichog), 1901 nucleotides. RefSeq lists its product as uncharacterized. The transcript has 2 exons. Lineage: Eukaryota; Metazoa; Chordata; Actinopteri; Cyprinodontiformes; Fundulidae. The coding region runs from base 857 to 1861 and encodes 334 amino acids. The record is from RefSeq and is a predicted model, not a curated record.
UGGCCACACCUGCAGCCACACAGUCGGUAACCUCACAAACCACUUUUUCACUUUAAGUUUGCACAUACUGUAUACAUACGUUAAUUUGUUUGGUUUUUAGUGUGGCAAUGUUGAAGUACAUCAGUUCCAAUUGUAGCGCGCACAUUUGGUUAACUUUUGUAUAUUUAAUUUUGUUACAUGCUUAACAUCUGUUUGUUUUCUUUUUUUGGUGUUGUGGGGAGUGCCUUCAACUGGGCCGAAGCAGAGGACUCUGGCUGGCACACUCCAAUCCCUGAUUGACUCACUGAUUGGGUGGUACCAUCUGGAGUUCCACUAGGGGGGAGAAGACCAUGGAGUCCUUAUUUUAAUUCUGUGGCAUAAUCUUUCUUUUGCUUUUGUGAUUUAUUUAUUUUGCUAAUUUUUAGUUAUUAGUCAUUUAAGUUUAAUCCUUAAACCAACUGUGUUUAGUUAUCUUUGUUGUUGCAUAGAUGUUCCCUUUCCCUCUUCCUCAGUGUUAGUCUGGUCUGAUCAGCCAGUAUUUAAGCCCCCUUUGUUUGUUGUAUGUCAGGUCAGUUUGUUUGUUUGAGCAGUUAGUUUGAGGUUUUUGUUAUGUUUAACUUUGAUAUUUUUGGCUUGAGUUAGCUUCCUUAUUUGACCUCUUUUAAGGGCCCUAUAAUUAUUGUUUGAAAUUUUUGUUACUUUGGGGAAAUAAAACCCAGUUUUUUGAAAGUUACAACUGUGUCCUCAUGCUUGACCGGCUCGGUCCCUCACACAUGGUGGCAGUGGUGGGAUUUGCCAGUUGAGGACACAGUUUUUAUUUUAUUUUUUGUUUUGGACAGUUUUUUUUCUUUUUCAAAUUUUUUGGCCCUCUUUGACAAUGCACCGUGGAGCCAGGAAGCAUAAACCAGAGACCCAACCAUCAGAGGAGCCAUGUGCUGGAGAAGAGGAACUGGAGGCUGGAGCUUCUGCAAUGGCAGCAGACACUGGGGGUGAAGAUGUGACAGAACCAACAUUGAGGGACUUGACUGGGAUCUUACAGGCAUUUAUGGGUCUGCAGGAGGCCCGGGAGGUAAAGUUAAAUGAAGAGCGGCAAAAACAGGAUCAACGGUUUAAAGCCCUACAACAUCAGUUUCAGCUCCUGCAAAUGGAAGUGCAGGCCCGCACAUCUCCACUCCCUGAGCCCUCUCCAAAUGAUGCAGGACCGGAGGAGGAUGACAUUGAGGACGUCAAGAAUGCCCAGGCGACAUCUGCAUCAGUCAGGAUGUCUUCAGGUCAGUCACAGUUCUCUCUGGAGCCAAAGUUACAAAAACUGACAAGUGAUGAUGAUAUUGAACAUUUCCUUGUUACGUUUGAGAGAAUGGCAGCUGCCUGUAGAUGGCCGAAAGCAGACUGGGUUUUCCACCUCAUUCCUCUCCUGACUGGAAAGGCAAGGAGUGCCUAUGUUCAUAUGGAUGUUGAUGAGACACACAAUUAUGAUGAUGUGAAAACAGCCAUCUUAAAGAAGUAUGACAUUAAUCCAGAAACGUACCGACAAAGGUUUCGUUCCCUGUAUGUUUAUCCUGAUGAGAGCCCUAAAGAACUUUAUGUGAGGCUGAAGGAAUUGUAUGGGAAAUGGAUUUUACCCAGAGGUAAAACCGUGGAAGAAAUUGGUGAAAUGUUGAUUCUGGAACAAUUUCUGAGAAUGUUGUCCCCUGAGCUCCAGGUGUGGAUAAAAGAGCAUGAUCCAAAAUCCGCUGCAGAAGCUUCGACCCUCGCAGAUGUGUUUGUGGCUGCUCGCAGGAAGGGACAGCCAUGGAGUAAUGCCUCAUUUAAAGAUAAGAACGCCUGCAAGCCAGCAUCAUCUCGGCACCACCAGGGUUCAGCAACAGGAAGGGCACACUAAACCUGUGUGUCCACAAAACCCCUUGAAACUGACCCAGAUG